Molecule: messenger RNA, 2934 nt
Organism: Coregonus clupeaformis (lake whitefish)
Lineage: Eukaryota; Metazoa; Chordata; Actinopteri; Salmoniformes; Salmonidae
Product: paralemmin-1
Exons: 8
Coding region: 410-1534 (374 amino acids)
Biological process (GO): regulation of cell shape
Cellular component (GO): membrane
Source: RefSeq, a predicted model, not a curated record
CACUCGCGCGCGCUGGGAACAAACGAUACAACAUUGCGGCGUAUGAGCUCAAACCCUGAACAAAAGACAUCCUCAUAAAACAGGGAAUGGUGGGAGCAGCGUUGUGGAAUGUUUAGAAGUUAUUUUGAACGCAUUAGCAAAGGCAAAUAAUUAUUUUGGCCGCUGAUUUAAAGGGUUGUGUGUUGCCAAAUCUGCGGGACGCGCGUUGCUCUCCACCAAAGCCAGCUACAGGGGAGGGACACCGCCGAUUUCUCGACUUCACCGCUCUGACUGAAGGGGAGGGGGUCCGUAGACCAAAAUUGAUGGUAGUGGGCACUGAGAAAGACUAGCUACUCCUGUUGAUAAUAAAGGCAAAAUACACCUUUCAGUCGAAUACAGCGGAGUUGGUGAAACGGGCCGGUAGUGAAACAUGGAGAUGUCUGAGGCGCUGUCACAGCAGGAGAGAAUCCAGGCUAUAGCGGAGAAGAGGAAGAGGCAGACAGAGAUCGAGAACAAGAAGAGGCAGCUGGAAGACGACAGGAGACAGCUUUCACACCUCAAGCAAAAGUCCCUGAGGGAAAAAUGGUUGCUGGAUGGAGCUGCUGGGUCGGAGCAGGACGAGGCCAAGAAACAGCUGGAGGAGGAUGAAGUCAAGCUCAAGGGGAUGGAGGAGAACAUCAUUAGACUGGAGCAGGAACUGGAGGAGCUGGGGACAGGCGUCUCGGCGACCUCCACCAAAGAGAGUCUGACAGAUGCAGCCAAGGAGGAGGAAGCCAAGACAGCCGACAACAAAGCGGCUCCGGCAGGCACUGUGCAAGCGAUGUACUCAGUAGAGAUCACCGUUGAGAGGGACAAUGUCACGGGCGAGACUAAGGUGUUGUCCACCAACACCCUACUGCCCAUUAACCUCUCUGGGCAAGGGGUCAAGGUGUAUGAGGAUUACCAGAAAGUGGUACACGAGGUGAACGGGGAGAACGGGGUCCACCAGCUCAGCGCCAACGAGGUGGACGAGCUCAUCCACAAAGCUGACGAGUCCAUGAUGAGCGACGCCACCACCGCUGGCGCCACCUCCACCGCCCCUGUCUUCCCCACCGACGCUGAGUUGGCCGCCGAGCAGCAGACGACACCCCAGAAGGAGAUCACAGGCAUGGAGGCCAAGGCAGGCGGCGCCAGUCCCCAGCCAGGUGGAGGCGAGGUGGAGGCCAGCGCCGAGAACCCUGUCACUAUGGUGUUCAUGGGCUACCAGAGUGUGGAGGACGAGGCGGAGACCAACAAGGUGCUGGGCCUGGAGGGCACCGUCAAGGCCGAGCUGGUGGUCAUCGAGGACGGCAAGGGCAAGAAUGUGAUGGUGGGGCCCACUCCAGCCACCGUGACCGUCACCGAGGGAGGCGCCAAGGAAGAGCAGUCGCCCCCGCCCAACGGCAGCGCCGCUGACCCCACCAAGACCCCCCAGGAGACGGCCUCUGCGGGGGAGAAAGGGGGAGAGCCAGAAGGGGGCGCUACUGAGCUCAACAACAAGGAGAAGCAGCCUUGCAAGUGCUGCACCAUCAUGUGAUUCCUCCCGGAACUUGACUUUUCAAGGAGAAAUGACAAACCAACAACAACCAUAACGUCAUGAAAACCAACAAAAACUCACCCCCCCACCCGAAAAAAAAAAGGCAUAAAUGUUCUUUAUCUUAUGAUAGCCAGCUGUUGUUUCCCGACUUCAUUUUCAUCUACGUUUUAGGUCUUUUAUUACAUUUUUCUAACUUCUUUCCUUUCUAUUAUUUCAGGUUUUGUUGGUUUGUUUGUUUUUUGUUGUUGCCAAGGUGAGCAAUCCCUGCGUUCUCAUACUUUGAGAUUGCUGAGGUAGAGAGGAGAUAGAAAAGGAAGGAGAGAAGGAGAGAAGGAGAGAAAGAGAGAAGGAAAGAGGAAGGGGUUUGUUCACUCACCCAGCAUUGUCCAACAAGCAUUUUUUUGAAAUGACAUCUCUUAUACACCGCCAUGAUUUUUUAAUCUUAACUUUCUGUAUGAAGGACAGAUAUAUCUCUUUAUAUAUCUAUAUAUAUAUACAUUGUUUAUUUUAAAGAUAUAUUUAUUGGACGUUUUUAUUUUUUGAAAAUGCCCUCUGGAAACAGAAGCAUGGUAUUCAUUGUUUUUUCUGUCCUGUGCUAGUGCAUUUUAGAUAAAAACUGGGAAAUAAUUUUCUCAACACUUGGAAUAUUUAUGUGAGAGAAUUCUCUUGGAUUUUCUUUUCCAGAAAAAAAAGAAAAUAAAAGUGACUUUGGAAUGUCUGAGACAGACACAACACUGAUAUUUUGAAGUGACAUGCAAUGAGACGUCAGUGAUAUUGAUGACAUCGAAGUACUGUGUGCGUGUGUGUAUGAGCAUGCAUGAAUGUGUGUGGGUGUGUGUGUGUUGGAUUAAAAUUACCUCAUUGGUCCUUAUAUCAUCCUACACUACACUACCCACAAUCCCCAUCACCUCUUUUCUUUCUGGAAGAAAAACGAUCCACGCUAUUUUUGGUGAUUUUCCUGCAACCAAAUCAACUAGACUAGUUCGACAACACUAGUAAUGAAUUUAAUAACAUGCGUGAAGGUCAUUCAUACCGAAGCUUGAGACUGAUGAAAUGAAUGCCCCUGUGUAAGGCUUCAUGUUUGUGUGGUUCACCCCCACUUAACUACAUUACCCAGAAUACCACUGCCCCUUUAAAAUAAAUAAUGUUGCUUACAGCUGCCUUUGUGAUAACGUUAACUACUUUUCUUUAACUCAUUGACAUAAUCCAAGCUCUGGCACCUGAUGUUAUGACCUAGCUACUAACAGCUGUGUUUUUAAAUGAUGGUCAGCCUGGACAGGCCCUUCCAAUGUCCCGAAGAUUUUUGGCUGGAUAUUAACUACUGUGGAAUUGGUGCAUAGAGCAUAGUCUGUUGUUUUAAACGGCAGCGCAUAUCCUACCAAACUGUGUUGCAAAUACUG